Salvelinus sp. IW2-2015 is the source of this 6660-nucleotide messenger RNA. RefSeq names its product cell adhesion molecule DSCAML1-like. Gene Ontology annotation, molecular function: cell-cell adhesion mediator activity. The record is from RefSeq and is a predicted model, not a curated record. NCBI's taxonomy places the organism in Eukaryota, Metazoa, Chordata, Actinopteri, Salmoniformes, Salmonidae. Gene Ontology annotation, cellular component: plasma membrane; axon. Gene Ontology annotation, biological process: axon guidance; dendrite self-avoidance; homophilic cell-cell adhesion.
AGAGACCGCCGGGGAGCAUAGUCGCCAGUCCAGCACCGAGACUCMCCUGGCCAAAGACUGCGCCGCACACUUGCCAGGAUUGCCAAACAUUCCUGAAAAAUAUACCUGCUAUUUAUGGCAUGUGGCUUGUAACUUUACUCCUGCUGUACUCUCUCCGGGAAGUACACAGUGAGGAUGUGGGCUCUACCAGGCUGUACUUUGUGAACGCAUCCCUGCAGAGGCUGACCUACUCCAGCUCGGUGGGGGUGUCUCUGCCCUGCCCGGCGGGCGGCACCCCCACCGCCAUCCUGCGCUGGUACCUGGCCACCGGCGAUGACAUCUACGACGUGCCCCACAUCCGCCACGUCCAUGCCAACGGCACCCUCCAACUCUACCCCUUCUCACCKUCCGCCUUCAACUCCUACAUCCACGACAACGACUACUUCUGCACCGCAGAAAACCAGGCUGGCAAGAUCCGAAGCCCCAAUAUCAGAGUCAAAGCUGUGUUCAGGGAGCCGUACACGGUGCGUGUGGCAGACCAGCGGUCCAUGCGGGGCAACGUGGCCGUGUUCAAGUGCCUCAUUCCCACCGCCGUGCAGGAGUACGUCAGCGUGGUGUCCUGGGAGAGAGACACUGUCUCCAUCGUCCCAGGUAACAGGUUCUUCCUGACGUCCUUUGGUGCUCUGUACAUCUCAGAUGUCCAGAAGGAGGAUGCCCUCUCUACCUACCGCUGCAUCACCAAGCACAAAUACAGUGGAGAGACACGUCAGAGCAAUGGAGCCAGGCUGUCUGUCAUGGACCCCACCGAAUCGUCUCCUCUCAUCCUGGACAGUUUCCAGGCGGGGGAAGUGCGGGCUGGUCAGAGUGUGGAGCUCCCCUGCAUGGCAGCAGGGUACCCCAGCCCCACGGUGCGCUGGCUAAAGGACGGGCGCCCGCUGCCCUCUGAUGCACGCUGGACGCGGCGCCUCACUGGUCUGACCAUCAGUGACCUCAGGCAGGAGGACAGCGGUAGCUACGCCUGUGAGGUCACCAACAGCUUCGGCUCGAAGGAGGUGUCCGGAGCACUCUAUGUCAUAGACCCCCUACGAGUGACCCUUUCCCCCAAGAGUCUAAAGACGGGCAUCAGCAGUACCCUGUUCUUUACCUGUGCUGUGGAGGGUUCMCCAGAGUACACAGUGGCCUGGUACAGGAACACAGAKRCUAUAYUCCCAGARCAGCACAUCUCUAUKCAGGGCRCCCACAACGACACCCUGCAGAUCACAGCGGCUCAGAAGAGCCACUCUGGGGCCUACCAGUGCUUCGCCUCCCGCAAGGGCCACACUGCCCAGGACUUCUCUAUCAUACUGCUGGAGGACGGCACUCCUCGUAUCGUGUCUGCCUUCAGUGAGCGCGUGGUCCGCCCCGGCGAGCCCUUCUCCCUGAUGUGUGCCUCCCAAGGAGCCCCACCCCCUUCCAUCACCUGGACACUGGACGACGAGCCUGUGGUGCGAGACUCCGCCUACAAAACCAGCCAGUACACCCUAUCAGACGGCCUGACCGUGUCACAUGUCAACGUCAGCAGCCCGGCCAUCCGUGACGGGGGAGUGUAUCGCUGCGCCGCACGCAACUCGGCCGGUAGCGCCGAGUACCAAGCGCGCAUAAACGUAAGAGGUUCUCCUAGGAUCAGGGAGAUGCGUGACAUCACGGCUGUGGCAGGAAGGAACACCUUUAUAACCUGUCGUGUGAUUGGUUACCCCUACUACUCUAUCAAGUGGUUUAAGGACGGCAUGCUGCUGCCUGACAACCAUCGCCAGGUGGUGUAUGAGAAUGGAACCCUGAGGCUGAGUGAUGUGCAGAAGGGCAUGGACGAGGGUACCUACCUGUGUAGUGUGCUCAUCCAGCCACAGACCUCCAUCGACCAGACUGUCCACGUCACUGUGAAAGUGCCACCACUGAUCCAGCCCUUUGAUAUCCCCUCCACGUCGGUGGGAAAGCUGAUGUACAUUGCCUGCGUGGUGUCGUCAGGUGACAUGCCCAUCCGCAUCACCUGGCACAAAGACGGGCAACUCAUCGUGCCUGGUUCCGCCUCUGGUGUUGGCAUAGAGACCAAAGAAUUCAUGAGCUCCUUGCAGAUCUCCAAGGUGACGCUGAAGCACAAUGGCAACUACACCUGCAUUGCUAGCAACGCCGCGGCAACCGUCAGCUGGGAGAGACAGCUGAUCGUCACCGUUCCCCCUCGCUUCGUGGUCCAGCCCAACAACCAGGAUGGGAUCUAUGGGAAGGCAGGAGUACUAAACUGUUCUGUGGAGGGAUACCCCCCUCCCAAAGUCAUGUGGAAACACGCCAAAGGUAUAGGGAACCCCCAGCAGUACCACCCUGUGCCUCUGACUGGUCGGAUCCAGAUCAUGUUCAACGGCUCCCUGCUGAUUCGGCACGUCCUAGAGGACGACCGGGGAUACUACCUCUGUCAGGCCUCCAAUGGAGUGGGCUCUGACAUCAGCAAGAGCAUGGUCCUCACCGUCAAGAUUCCAGCCAUGAUCACGUCGCACCCCAACACCACCAUGGCCAUCAAGGGCCAGAUGAAGGAGCUGAACUGCACAGCGCGGGGGGAGCAGCCCAUCAUCAUCCGAUGGGAGAGGGGCGACACUGUCAUCGAUGCUGAGAGGAACCCCCGCUACUCCAUCACCAUCAACAAGAAAGGGGACGAGGUCAUCUCCACACUCAAGCUAAAGCCAGCGGAGCGCGGGGACUCAGUCUUCUUCUCCUGCCAUGCCAUCAACUCAUACGGAGAGGGGCGAGGACUCAUCCAGCUUACRGUGCAAGAGCCUCCUGACCCUCCUGAGUUGGAGGUGAGAGAGGUGAAGGARCGCAGUAUGAACCUGCGCUGGAUCCAGAGGUUCGACGGCAACAGCAUCAUCACCAGCUACGACAUCGAGUAUAAGAACAAGUCUGAUACUUGGGAUCACAAGUACACCACCAGGAACAUCUCCCCCACUAACAACCAGGCUAACAUCGUGGAGCUGCACCCUGCCUGUGUCUACAGCAUCCGCAUGUACUCCUACAACAGGAUCGGACGCAGCCAGCCUAGCAAGGAGCUCACCAUCAGCACUGAGGAAGCACAACCUGAUGGGCCCCCUAUGGAAGUGAUCCUCCAACCAAUGACGUCUCAGAGCAUACGGGUCACAUGGAGGGCCCCCAGAAAGGAGCUUCAGAACGGGGUGAUCCGGGGGUACCAGAUCGGUUACCGUGAGAACGGGCCGGGCAGUAACGGCCAYUACAGCAUUGUGGAGAUGAAGGCCACAGGGGACAGUGAGGUGUACACCCUGGACAACCUGAAGAAGUUUGCCCAGUAUGGAGUGGUGGUCCAGGCCUUCAACAGGGCUGGCACUGGCCCCUCUAGCACUGAGAUCAACGCUACCACACUGGAGGAUGUGCCCAGCCAGCCGCCCCAGAAUGUGCGGGCUAUCUCGGUGACGUCAGYCGAAGCGGUGAUCACGUGGGCGGAGCCCCCGCGUCUGACGCUGCAUGGCGUGCUGAAGGGCUACCGUGUGGUGUUCUGGUCCCUCUUCCCCGACGGAGAAUGGGGAGAGAUGCAAAACAUCACUACAACUCGUGAGCAGGUGGAGCUGCUGAGAGGGCUGGAGAAGUUUACUAACUACAGUGUCCAGGUGCUGGCCACACACAGGCUGGGGACGGGCAGGAGCAAUGUCCUGUACAUCCAAACCCGCGAGGACCUCCCAGGUCCUCCAGCUGGUAUCAAAGCCGUGCCCUCAUCUCCCAACAGUGUGGUCGUGUCCUGGCUACCCCAUAAACCCAAUGGUGUCAUCCGCAAGUACACCAUCUACUGCUCCAGCCCAGGCUCCGGACAGCCGGCUCCCAGUGAGUAUGAGGCCAACCCAGAGAUGUUGUUCUACAGGAUCACCCAUCUGACCCGCGGUAAACAGUACCUCAUCUGGGCCUCCGCUGUGACAACUGCUGGCCGCGGCAACAUCAGCGAAAAGGUCACCGGUGGAGCUGCUGGGAAGGCCCCAGCUAAGAUCCUGUCGUUCGGGGGCACAGUGACUACUCCCUGGGUGAAGGAGGUCCGUCUGCCCUGCAGCUCAGUGGGAGAACCCACCCCCACCAUCAAAUGGACCAAAGACAGUGAGGACUCGACUAUCCCUGUGACGGUGGACGGGCAGCGUCAGAUCCUGUCCAACGGUACUCUGGUGUUACGUUCCGUCAAAGCUGAGGAUUCUGGGUACUACACGUGCACGGCUACCAACACCCUGGGCUUUGACACCAUCAUAGUCAACCUGCUGGUGCAAGUUCCUCCAGACCAGCCCCGUCUGACCGUCUCCACCACCUCCACCUCUUCCAUCACGCUGGCCUGGAUCCCUGGGGACAACGGAGGCAGUUCCAUCAGAGGUUUCGUCCUGCAGUACUCAGUGGACAACACAGAGGAGUGGAGGGAUGUGUUCAUUAGUUCCAGUGAGCGUUCCUUCAGGCUGGACAACCUGCGCUGUGGGACCUGGUACAAGGUCAAACUGGCAGCCAAGAACAGUGUGGGCUCAGGACGCAUCUCUGAGAUCAUCGAGGCUAAGACCCACGGACGAGAGCCCGUGUUCAACAAGGAGCAGCCCCUGCUCACCCACAUCAACUCCACCCACGCGGGGCUCAACCUGCAGGGCUGGACCAGCGGAGGCUGCCCCAUCACCGCUCUGCUGCUGGACUUCCGCCCCAAGGGCACGUGGGCCUGGCAGAGCCUGAAGGCCAACGCCACGGCCCAGCUCUUCCUCAGCGAGCUGCGGGAGGCCACCUGGUACGAGCUGAAGAUGAAGGCCUGUAAUAGCGCCGGCUGUGGGAACCAAAGCUCCCAGUUUGCCACCACAGACUAUGACGGCAGUACCAUCCCUCCUAUAAACUCGGCCCAGGAGGACAGGGAUGAUGUGAAGAAGCUGUUCUCCAUCGGCUCUCCUGUCAUCCUGGUCACCCUGGGCGUCGCCCUGCUCUUCAUCAUCCGCAAGAAACGCAAGGAGAAGAGACUCAAACGACUCAGAGAUGCUAAGAGCCUUGCAGAGAUGCUUAUCAGUAAGAACAACCGCAGCAUGGACACCCCAGUGAAGGGUCCUCCCCAGGGCCCUCGGCUCCACAUCGACAUCCCUCGUGUCCAGCUGCUCAUCGAGGACAAGGAGGGCAUCAAGCAGAUAGGUGAGGACAAGGCAGUGGCCCCAGUGACGGACACAGAGUUCAGCCAAUCAGUGAAUCCACAGAGCUUCUGCACGGGUGUGUCUCUGCACCAUCCUGCCCUCAUCCAGAACACAGGGCCCUUGAUUGACAUGUCAGACAUCCGCCCUGGAACCAACCCAGUGUCGAGGAAGUGUGUGAAGUCAGCCCACAGCUCCAGAAACCGCUACUCCAGCCAGUGGACCCUGAGCAGGCCGGGCCAGAGCCAAUCAACAGCCUCCGCAAGGACUCUGACCUCUGACUGGCGCACCAUGGGCUCCCACGGCAUCACCGCUACCGAGAGUGACAGCUACAGCGCCAGCCUGUCCCAGGAUACUGACAAGGGUCGUAACAGCAUGGUGUCCACAGAGAGUGCGUCGUCUACGUAUGAGGAGCUGGCGCGGGCCUACGAACACGCCAAACUGGAGGAGCACCUGCAGCAUGCCAAGUUCACCAUCACAGAGUGCUUCAUCUCCGACAGCUCCUCUGACCAGAUGACCACAGGCACCAACGACCCGGCCGACAGCAUGACAUCACUCAGCACGCCAUCCGAGACAGGCCUGUGUCGCUUCACCGCCUCGCCACCCAAACCCCAGGACUACGACCGCGGCAGACCUACCAACGUGGCCGUGCCCAUCCCCCACCGUGCCAAUAAGAGUGAAUUCUGCAACCUCCCGCUCUACAUGAAGACGGAUCCUUUCUUCCGGAAGCAGGCAGAACUGCAUGACCCAUGCCCUGCGGUCCCGCCCAGGGAGGCCUCCAUCCGCAGCCUGGCACAGCGGGCGUACCACACCCAGGGACGUCAUAUGACUCUGGAUCCGUCCAAGCAACAGGCCCUGACGCUAGGCCACUCUGGGUUGGGCAGUCUGGGCGUGAGCUCAGGCACUGCCACCCUCCCCCAGAGGACUCUCACCAUGCCCUGCUCCAACCCUGCAGCCACAGCCUCCACCUCCAGUACCAGCAGCAACCCCACUGGCUCCAGCACAAAGAUGGGGGGCUCCAGAGACUCACUGCUAGAGAAUAGCUCCUCAGCGCUGGGCAGACUGCAGAAGCAAGGGGUUGGGGCCUACUCUAAGUCUUACACACUGGUGUAGCUACUAGCCCCCCUUCUCUCUCUCAAAGACUAUACACUCCUGUCUGGCGCCGGCCCACACCCAGCCAAGCCCCACAUCAGUGUUCUACACUCCAGGUCAGGGUGGGCAUGUAGUGCAGUGCAGUGCAGCAGGUGUCCCCAGCUAACAGCUAGCUACUGUAACAGCUAAUUACCCAGUAGUGUAAUUAGUCUUUAUUCUGACCUUGGGUUCUGCCUCCCAGGAAUGACCAGAGACCAUUGUAACCUGCCUGAUUCAUGCUCACCUGGACCUGUAUAAAACAAACUACUAUCUCCUACUAACCACCAGUUCUAGCCUGAUGCCACGCUGCUCAAUUUGAGCACACACACACACACACACACACACACACACACUACACACACACACACACACACACACACACACA